Molecule: messenger RNA, 3719 nt
Organism: Pantherophis guttatus
Lineage: Eukaryota; Metazoa; Chordata; Lepidosauria; Squamata; Colubridae
Gene: LPGAT1
Product: lysophosphatidylglycerol acyltransferase 1
Biological process (GO): phosphatidylinositol acyl-chain remodeling
Cellular component (GO): endomembrane system; endoplasmic reticulum
Molecular function (GO): acyltransferase activity
Source: RefSeq, a predicted model, not a curated record
ACUCGCUAGUCGCGAACUGUGCAAAGGCCGUGGCGCUUUCAGGUCGCCCAGGCAGUCAUUCGGUCACAUCCUCUUCUUGCUGCCGGUAGAGCCGUUCAAGCCUGAGGACAACGGGAAAGGCUGCUAAAUCUCUUUGCAUUUUUACUGGCUGCGGUUCUGGUCGCCGUUUCUCCGAUAUUCUCACUUUCGCGUUCCUUUUAGCGGGAAAAAGGACGCGCUUUCGCUGCCUCUUCCGGGACCGGGGAGGGGAGCUGCGAGGGAGGCGGCCUGCUGAGGCCCAGCCCGCCGGGAGUUUGGCUGACUGGCGGGCGGAGGGACAGACGAAGCCAGACUGCUAAGCUUCGGCUCGUUAGAGGGAGCUAUCGGCCGGAGACAGCGGGGCUUGUUGCAGGGAGCGACCUGCUCCUGCCUUCGCUUCCACCUCCUCGAGAGCCAGCGAAACUUGCCGGCGAGCCGAGUUAGCCGCAGGAGAAAGAGGCGGCGUCGAGGGGUCACGGCGCAGCCUCUUCGCGGCAGUCGAGGUGGGCGAGGGCCCUGGCGGCCACCGUUAUGAAUCCGACGGGCUCCUCAGAAACGGCCCUGGAAGGAAAGCCGCCUGGUCGGAGAGAAGUGCAAAGGAAAUAGGGAGUGUUCCCAGCCCAUUCCGUUGGGUCCAGGCCAGCAACCUCCAUGUCCAUGAGACCGCCGUUAUCCCGCCAGAGUUGCAGCCACUGCCUCCACUUCCUUCUCCUUCACCGGCAGCCACCGAUCAAGGCACCCCCCUCUAUUGCUAAGGCCAUCAGGCCCACUUCUCUGGGCCCUCCUGUUCCCUUUCCUCUGCGCAGCAGAAGGAAAAGACUACAAACCUCUGUGUGAAAAGAAUGGCUAUAACUUUGGAGAAGGCCCAAAGGGCGAGCUAUAUAUUUCUGAAAGCACUGUUAAGAUUUAGCUUCAUGGUUGCUAAUAACCUUGUUGCUAUUCCGUCCUAUAUUAUGUACAUGAUAGUACUGCAACCUCUUCGAUUAUUGGAUAAUAAACGGUUUUGGUAUAUCGAAGGAGUAUUAUUUAAAUGGCUUUUAGCCAUGGUGGCAUCCUGGGGCUGGUGGGCAGGAUAUACAGUCAUGGAAUGGGGAGAUGAUAUUAGAACAGUUUCAGAAGAUGAAGCUUUGAUGCUGGUGAACCAUCAAGCAACUGGAGAUAUUUGCACUCUAAUGAUGUGCCUUCAAGACAAAGGCACGGUUGUUCGUCGGAUGAUGUGGCUGAUGGAUCAUAUAUUUAAAUACACAAAUUUUGGAAUUGUAUCUCUGAUUCAUGGAGACUUCUUUAUAAGACAGGGAAAAGCUUAUCGUGACCAGCAGCUUGUACUCCUCCAUGAACAUCUAGAAAAAUAUUACAGGAGCCGUAGUCGCAAGUGGAUUGUAUUGUUUCCAGAAGGUGGUUUUCUUAGAAAAAGAAGAGAAACCAGUCAGGCAUUUGCCAAGAAAAACAAUUUGCCAUUUCUUACACAUGUCACACUGCCAAGACUGGGAGCCACACAAGUUAUACUGAAAAAUCUGGUAGCUCAGCAAGAAAAUGGAACUUUGGCGAGUGAAAAGGUUCUUGUAUCAGAAAGUAAAUCAAAAGGUCUUCAGUGGGUGAUAGAUACAACUAUUGCAUAUCCCAAAGCUGAGCCCAUAGACAUUCAGACAUGGAUUCUUGGCUACAGGCGGCCAACAAUUACUCAUGUACAUUACAGAAUUUUUCCAAUUAAGGAUGUACCCAAUGAUCCUGAAGCACUCACUGUUUGGUUAUAUCAACGGUUCAUUGAAAAGGAGGGUCUUUUGUCACACUUUUACAAGACAGGAACAUUCCCUCCUCUGCAAGGACAGACUGAAGUUGUUUCCCGAGAGAUGACUCUUAGCAAUUUGUGGCUAAUUCUUGUACAGUUAUUUGCAUUUUUGUCAGGUGGUAUGUGGUACUGCAUUCUUCAGUAUUUUUAUGAAUGCCUAUUUUAAAAGGUGAAUGAAUGAGACACAAGGACACAAUGAGGAACUUGGGUACUUUACAGAAUGCAUCAUGUUAUGUGUUCAAAUAUGAAUAUGCCAGUAGAAAGGAGCAUACUGGAUGGACUUUCUCUCCUUUUGGGGGAGGAUUUUAAACUCCGCUAGAAGAAAGGAUCGACAAUAUAGUGACCGAAUGAUAUAUUUUAAAAAUUAUCCAUAUUUUUAAAAGGGGUGACUUCAGCAUACCUAUGUCAGCAAAUUCAGCAUUUUAACAGGAAAUGCAGUUAUGCAGCCAUCACAGGUGAAUAUCUGUAGCAGAGAAUGCUUUUAUCACCGGUAGUAUUCAACACUGUAGUUAAAACUCCAAAUCUUCAGCAACUCUUUCUUCAGUAGUCUGUACUGCAAGUCUUGUGGUAGAGAUCCUUCAUCUGCACAACUCAAAUUGUAUUGUAAUUAAUUAUGCUGAAUCUGUUUAACAUAAUUCACAGCCCUGGCUAUGGUAUUGUGACUGCCCCAUGAUACCUGUUUAGUAGCUUUUUUCCUUUUUUAAAAAAAAAUCUUUUGAAUACUAUCUGAGAGAUCUUGUAUUGUAAGACAAGAAAAGGAAAAGUACUGCAAAAAGGCUUGCGGUGUCACGAAGUAUUGAAAAAAUUGUGCAUACCUCAUAGACCAAUCUAUUUUUACCAUGUUUUUGUCAUUUGAACCUCUUGUGAAUAUCCUCUUGAAAGGGUGCUUCAGAAAUGGAAUGUCAUUAAUCUGUUUCCUGUUGUUAUUAUAGAAUGCAUUUUGUCUCCUUCCUUCCUUCCUUCCUUCCUUCCUUCCUUCCUUCCUUCCUUCCUCCUUCCUCCCUCCCUCCCUCCCUCCCUCUUUCUUUCUUUCUUUCUUUCUUUCUUUCUUUCUUUCUUUCUUUCUUUCUUUCUUUCUCAAAAUGCACUUUUUAAAAAGUGAUAAGAAGCAUAGCUAGACAGAAAUGUAGAUGCUGUUUCUAAGAGCUAGUAUUUUGGAGGGCUAUUACAGUUCAGAAAGGUCUGGAUUUUCAGCAUUGAAGUACAUGAGUUGCCAUAGAUUUGGCAAAAUGAUUUUUUUUUUUUGUUGUUGUAAUUUUUAAUCUUCAGAGAGGCCUUUAUUUUCAUGAGUAAAAGAAGCACUGGAAAUGUGUGUGGGACAGUUUAUGUACAUACAUGCCAAGCACCUAGAUGCUUUGCUUAUAGGAAAAAUAAGAGGAAGUUAGCUUAAUCACCAAACAGAAUACCUAGUCAUUGAACAACACACAACAAAAAAGAAGAUAAUCUGCUUUAUAAACCAGAGCUGUUGUAAAAUUCUCUGAACUGUAAAGGGCAUUACUAAAUCUGUCAUCUUGUUGAAAUAUGUCACUGUCAUAGGGAGUUAAACUGAAGAGGCAGUUUGGCACAGGGUUCCAGGUGAUCACAUUACAGUUUUAUAAUAAUUUUGAAGAAUUCUGUGUUAUUAUCAUUCUUUGAAUGCUUGACAUCAAUACUGUGUGACUGCAUCAUUAUAAUACAAAACCAUUCCUAGAAACCAGUUUCUAAUUUACACAUUCAGGCCUGUACACUAAUUACCAAAUGUUGUCUUUUCUGGACUGUAACUUUUUUUCUAAGAGCAAAGUCAAACCAACAACAAUUGUCUGUGCUGAGUUUGAGAUAUAUAUUCUUCUGUUUUUGUUCUGUUUUUGUUCCCCCAAAUUUCAUGAGAACCAGCUUUGGUGAGUAGUAUAUAAAAUAAAAAUAUAAAACCACA